This is a messenger RNA of Epinephelus fuscoguttatus (brown-marbled grouper), 1492 nucleotides long. RefSeq lists its product as uncharacterized. Lineage: Eukaryota; Metazoa; Chordata; Actinopteri; Perciformes; Serranidae. The transcript has 7 exons. The annotation marks the transcript as partial. The record is from RefSeq and is a predicted model, not a curated record.
AUGGCCGCUGGCCUGCCUUCCAAGGCCGUCUCCCAAGACCUAAGGUUCCUAAUCCAAUUGGCCAGCGUACCUGUUUCAGAAGGGCUAUGCACCCACGACAGUCAAAACAUGAUGACCAAUGUGGUCAUGUUCCUCAGACACACCGAGAGCUCAUUUGAGAAGGCUAGUAAGCUCAAGAAGAAAGACUUCGCGACACUUCAGUAUGAAAUUAAGAGAAUCAUGGCUGAUGUCCAGAAAAAAAUGGUCGUCCACCGGCAGAAAGUCCUACGCCAUAAGACAGACAAUCAGCUUGGUGCAGUCGAAGAAAAGAAAUUCAUGAUUACUGCCAGGAAAAAAAUUCCUAAACUGUUUGAAAGCUUAGCCGGCAAUGGAAGACAGCAGAAUGAGCAUUCCAAGCUCAUUGGCUACAUAAUGGGCUACCUGUCCAUGCUCACUGGACACAGAUCCAUUGUACUCACUAACAUGACCAAGGAACAUGUGAUGAACUUUGAGACGUGGGAUCAUGGCAAGAAGUUCCAAGUUCUGGUGGAUGACCACAAAACCGUGAGGUCAUUUGGCCAAGCUGCAUUUUCCCUCAACAAUGAGGAGUUUACGUGGCUUGAAUGCCUGACCAAUGGCAAGUGCUGUAAGCCAGGCCAGGCCAGCAAGUAUGUGUUCCAUACAGUGCUUGGCAAGCAGAUUCAGAAGCCGUUAAACUUCCUCCAUCUGGCUUGGGUGGAUGCUGGAAUGCAGGGGACUGUCAGCUUCAACAUGAUCCGGAGCAGCGUCUCUACUCAAGCCAACAAGUACCUCUCUGAAAAGGAGAGGAAGCAGGUGGCAAAACAUAUGUGCCAUGACCCCAGCACAGCAGAGCGAUUUUAUGUCGCUCUGCCAGACAAAGUGAUGGGGUAUGAAACCAGAAAGUUGCGAAUGAAAGCCUUGCAGAGUGCUGCUGCCAACCCCCCUCCAGAUGACAAAAGUGAUGACGAUGAACUCAUCUUAACUGAUACAUCGGAGACAAGCUCAAGUGAUGAGGAACCUGUGUAUGAUGAUCAACCAGAGUCAAGCUCUUCACUGUCUGAUGAGGAGUUGAAGAGCAGGCGUCAAAAACGAGACCAGAAGGAGGUUGGAUUUCCCACCUAUAUCCAAGAAGCAGGGCUGCUGACAGAAACCUCUGGCGGGGAGAAUGAUGUCUGUGUUCCUGAGCCCCAAAAUCAGAUGACACUUGAGUGUGUGGAUGAAACGCCCCCAGAGAACGUGCCAGCAACCCCAGCCGGGGAGAAGGAAGUCUGUGCUCCUGAGCCCCAAAGUCAGAUGACAUGUGAUUGUGUGGAUGAAACGCCCCCUGAGAACGUGCCAGCCACCCCAGCCGGGGAGAAGGAAGUCUGUGCUCCUGAGCCCCAAAGUCAGAUGACAUGUGAGUAUGUGGAUGAAACGCCCCCUGAGAACGUGCCAGCAACCCCAGCCGGGGAGAAGAAAGUCUGUGCUCCUGAGCCCCAAAGUCAGAUGACAC